Phytophthora sojae is the source of this 2244-nucleotide messenger RNA. RefSeq lists its product as hypothetical. The record is from RefSeq and is a predicted model, not a curated record. The transcript has 3 exons. NCBI's taxonomy places the organism in Eukaryota, Oomycota, Peronosporomycetes, Peronosporales, Peronosporaceae. The coding region runs from base 1 to 2244 and encodes 747 amino acids.
AUGACUGACCUGAGCGGCAGGCUGCCGAUAGCCGCCGUUCUCGGCGGUGUUGGCCGUUCUACUUUACGUAUGCAGUGCCUACAAACUAAUGCCGGUCGCGUGCGCGGCUCGAAGCGUGCCGGCGGAGCUGGCGGCGGCCGCGAACAACACAUUUUGCCACAUUAUCUAGAUCUAGACCUGAGGGUCGAUACUAGCAGCGGCAGGCUGCCGAUAGCCGCCGUUCUCGGCGGUGUUGGCCGUUCAACUUCAUAUCUAGACCUGAGGGUCGAUACUAGCAGCGGCAGGCUGCCGAUAGCCGCCGUUCUCGGCGGUGUUGGCCGUUCAACUUCAUGUAUGCAGUGCCUACAAACUAAUGCCGGUCGCGUGCGCGGCUCGAAUCGUGCCGGCGGAGCUGGCGGCGGCGGCGAACAACACAUUUUGCCACAUUGUCUAGAUCUAGACCUGAGGGUCGAUACUAGCAGCGGCAGGCUGCCGAUAGCCGCCGUUCUCGGCGGUGUUGGCCGUUCAACUUCAUGUAUGCAGUGCCUACAAACUAAUGCCGGUCGCGUGCGCGACUCGAAUCGUGCCGGCGGAGCUGGCGGCGGCCGCGAACAACACAUUUUGCCACAUUGUCUAGAUCUAGACCUGAGGGUCGAUACUAGCAGCGGCAGGCUGCCGAUAGCCGCCGUUCUCGGCGGUGUUGGCCGUUCAACUUCAUGUAUGCAGUGCCUACAAACUAAUGCCGGUCGCGUGCGCGGCUCGAAUCGUGCCGGAGGAGCUGGCGGCGGCGGCGAACAACACAUUUUGCCACAUUAUCUAGAUCUAGACCUGAGGGUCGAUACUAGCAGCGGCAGGCUGCCGAUAGCCGCCGUUCUCGGCGGUGUUGGCCAUUCAACUUCAUGUAUGCAGUGCCUACAAACUAAUGCCGGUCGCGUGCGCGACUCGAAUCGUGCCGGCGGAGCUGGCGGCGGCCGCGAACAACACAUUUUGCCACAUUGUCUAGAUCUAGACCUGAGGGUCGAUACUAGCAGCGGCAGGCUGCCGAUAGCCGCCGUUCUCGGCGGUGUUGGCCGUUCAACUUCAUGUAUGCAGUGCCUACAAACUAAUGCCGGUCGCGUGCGCGGCUCGAAUCGUGCCGGCGGAGCUGGCGGCGGCGGCGAACAACACAUUUUGCCACAUUGUCUAGAUCUAGACCUGAGGGUCGAUACUAGCAGCGGCAGGCUGCCGAUAGCCGCCGUUCUCGGCGGUGUUGGCCGUUCAACUUCAUGUAUGCAGUGCCUACAAACUAAUGCCGGUCGCGUGCGCGACUCGAAUCGUGCCGGCGGAGCUGGCGGCGGCCGCGAACAACACAUUUUGCCACAUUGUCUAGAUCUAGACCUGAGGGUCGAUACUAGCAGCGGCAGGCUGCCGAUAGCCGCCGUUCUCGGCGGUGUUGGCCGUUCAACUUCAUGUAUGCAGUGCCUACAAACUAAUGCCGGUCGCGUGCGCGGCUCGAAUCGUGCCGGCGGAGCUGGCGGCGGCGGCGAACAACACAUUUUGCCACAUUGUCUAGAUCUAGACCUGAGGGUCGAUACUAGCAGCGGCAGGCUGCCGAUAGCCGCCGUUCUCGGCGGUGUUGGCCGUUCAACUUCAUGUAUGCAGUGCCUACAAACUAAUGCCGGUCGCGUGCGCGACUCGAAUCGUGCCGGCGGAGCUGGCGGCGGCCGCGAACAACACAUUUUGCCACAUUGUCUAGAUCUAGACCUGAGGGUCGAUACUAGCAGCGGCAGGCUGCCGAUAGCCGCCGUUCUCGGCGGUGUUGGCCGUUCAACUUCAUGUAUGCAGUGCCUACAAACUAAUGCCGGUCGCGUGCGCGGCUCGAAUCGUGCCGGCGGAGCUGGCGGCGGCGGCGAACAACACAUUUUGCCACAUUGUCUAGAUCUAGACCUGAGGGUCGAUACUAGCAGCGGCAGGCUGCCGAUAGCCGCCGUUCUCGGCGGUGUUGGCCAUUCAACUUCAUGUAUGCAGUGCCUACAAACUAAUGCCGGUCGCGUGCGCGACUCGAAUCGUGCCGGCGGAGCUGGCGGCGGCCGCGAACAACACAUUUUGCCACAUUGUCUAGAUCUAGACCUGAGGGUCGAUACUAGCAGCGGCAGGCUGCCGAUAGCCGCCGUUCUCGGCGGUGUUGGCCGUGCCUACAAACUAAUGCCGGUCGCGUGCGCGGCUCGAAUCGUGCCGGAGGAGCUGGCGGCGGCGGCGAACAACACAUUUUGCCACAUUAUCUAG